Molecule: messenger RNA, 3576 nt
Organism: Acanthopagrus latus (yellowfin seabream)
Lineage: Eukaryota; Metazoa; Chordata; Actinopteri; Spariformes; Sparidae
Product: metalloproteinase inhibitor 3-like
Exons: 5
Coding region: 153-797 (214 amino acids)
Biological process (GO): negative regulation of membrane protein ectodomain proteolysis; negative regulation of endopeptidase activity
Cellular component (GO): extracellular matrix
Molecular function (GO): metalloendopeptidase inhibitor activity; protease binding
Source: RefSeq, a predicted model, not a curated record
ACUUGGACAUUUACCCCGCAGCCGUUCACUCCAGCGCUUACAGCAGCCUGUUUGCGCGCAGCGGAUCCACACGGACUCCAUACUACACUUCAUUCCAUCAGCAGCAGCACCAGUGAGGAGCGGGGGAAGGAAAAAAAAAAAAGUUUGGAGAAAUGCAGUCAGUGUACCAGCACCUGCUCAGCCUGCUGUUUGUCUUCAGCAGCCUGCACCUUCACCAGCUGACGGAGGGCUGUUCGUGCGCUCUGACGCACCCGCAAGACGCCUUCUGCAACUCCGACAUAGUGAUUCGAGCCAAAGUGGUCGGCAAGAAGCUCCUGAGAGAUGGCCCGUUUGGAACGAUGCGCUACACUGUCAAGCAAAUGAAGAUGUACAAAGGAUUCGAGAAAGUCCAGCACGUGCAGCACAUCUACACAGAUGCCUCAGAGAGUUUGUGCGGCGUUAAGUUCGACAUCAACAAGUACCAGUACCUGAUCACAGGUCGAGUGUAUGAUGACAAGGUCUACACGGGGCUGUGCAACUUCAACGAGCGGUGGGAGCGCCUCUCGUUGGCCCAGAAGAAAGGCAUCAACCAUCGCUACCAGCUGGGCUGCAACUGCAGGAUUAAGCCCUGCCACUACCUGCCCUGCUUCGUGACCUCAAAGAAUGAGUGCCUAUGGACGGACAUGCUGUCCCACUUCGGCUAUCCCGGCUACCAGUCCCGGCACUACGCCUGCAUCCAGCAGAAGGAGGGCUACUGCAGCUGGUACCGGGGCAUGACAGCACGCGACAAAACCACCAUCAACACCACCGACCCCUGAACCCUCCCGUCCCCCCCCCACCCCGAAAGCAACCCUGCCUGAAAUCCCCUGCCGCCUCCUCGACUCCGUCCCAUCCCGAUCACUUCUAGAGUAUUACAGGACUCUUAAAGUUCACCGACCUGGGUGACAGCUGCCUCUUUAAAUGGGCAAAAAAAAAAAAAAAAGAGAGAGAAAAUAUCAAAUCCAUUACAGUGCCUGUUUCGUAGCACUUCUGAUAGAAAACAAUACCUUUUUUUUGUUUCGCAGAUCGCCCUGUUGAACUGUAUUGCCAUCUCCCCAAACCACAAAAUCAAACAGUCCUUGCAACCAGCUGUCUCUCCAGGGUUCAGUCCGGUUAAAAAGGUGACAAAGACUGACCAACACGAAACGUAAAACCUCCAUCAUCGAAUUUUUUUGUGAUCCUCAAAAUUCAAGAACUAUUUCUCAAGAAGUAUCACUAAUUGUCAUUGGCGUUAAUUAGCGAUACGGAGCAGAGCUAAGAAUCUUUCCAACCAUACAGAUCGAGAGCGUGUGCGAGUUAUGCCCUCUGAAACUUGUACCUGUCAUUUCGGCUCCGGAAAACAUGUUUAGAAAAUGGUAUUGUUUUACAGUGAAGUAUACAUCGAUUAUGUUCAGUUCCUACUGUAACAUGUGUCUUUAUGGAUGGUAGUAUCUCUGCUUACCGGAACGUUUGCAAUGUAACUCAUUUUGCAGUUAUAUCACAAACAAAAAUGCCCUUUCUGUUGAGCACCGACGAGUAUCAGUAACGCUGAAAAAAAAAAAAAAAAGAAAAGAAAAAAAAGAAGUCUGUUACAGUGCCAACGCAGGGAAGAGCUCACUUCUUGCAGAGACGGGGAUAUUUUAUUUUUUGCUGUAUAUAACAUAAGCUACAGAAAUGAACUAUCAACUCAGCUGAAACCUCUGUAAUACAUUUAUUUAUAUGUUUAUUGGAUUACUCUGUAACCAUGUGGUAUAUCUGCAAAAAAAAAAAAAGAAGAAGAAGAAAAAAAAAAUACAAAAACAGGUCAGAACUACAUUGUGACGACCAUCACAGCCUGUGCAACCGUCCAGAAUGAAGGACCAGCGUCUCCAAUGGAAUGGUACUUUGUUGUUAGCGUGAUCUUAGCCCCUGCCCCCCUCCCCCGACUGGUACUCUUCACCAAUCCGAUGAAAGUCAAGUAUAAGCAGAGGUUUCAGACAAUGAGAUAUUUUGUAAGUGUAUAUUCAAUCUUUUUGUAUUUAACUAUUUCAAAUGGACAUUAUAUAUAUAAAGUAACAUAUUGUCACUAAAUUCGUUCUUCUCCACCUGUUCCCUUCACCUGUUUUUUUUUUUUUUUUUUCUUAUAUUCUUCCCAGUGCUGUACCUUCAGUCCAUUCCAGUUACAGACACAGAUUUGCCUCAUAGGGAGUAACGGCCCCCUUCGUCACUAACAUUACACAGGCAGCACUUCAGAGUUGUUGUGACAUUUUUGUAGAAUAUCCUCAUUUGCUUUCUUGCUCGCCGCUUUUGUCACGAACGCUAAAUGUGAAGCUACGGCCAGCGGCAAAACACACAGUGGUUUAACCAAUCAGCUCCUUUGAGGAACUACUGAUGGUUUAUUUAAUUGAAAGAAGAGCGCAGAAUGCCGCUGAAGGCUUUUCUCUAAAGAAAUUAUGUUUUCUUCUUGAGUCGGACAUCAGUAAGGGUCAACAGUUCUCCUACUGCUGAUCUGAUUUGGCCCAUGAUAAAGGUUGAUGGACAGAUGGUUCGUCCAAUCACCUGCCAAGUAAAUUUUUUUUUUUCCCUUUUGAAAGUGAGUGCCCUUUUCCAAACAGUUUCUAGCGGCUGCUUUCCAGAUGGUUCGGUGUAACAAACCAUCUGGCGCGUCGAGUUAAAUGUAACCGUCUUGUGACUGUAGCUUCGUAUUAAAAACGGGCAGACGUGAGAGCGGUAGAGAAAACUUCUUGUCUAAAUAUCAGCAAGAAAGCAAAUCAGCUCAUUGGACAGGAUGUCAAACAGUAUCUUUAAAUCCAUUCAUCUCCAUUCCAAAGUGCGGUUUUCCGUGAGUUUCCCUCACGUGUAAACAGCACUUAGACACUAGAACUUUCCGCUACAGUCUGAUCAUAUCAGAGGAGGAAGACAGCGAUGGCUCGAAUCUGAUGCUAAGCAAAAUGGCAAUAUUGGCCUGAUAAGCUGAUCUAAAUUACGAUUAAGUUAUCUGAUUCAAGCGAUGUUCAUCUACCCUUUAAUUUUGCAACACAAGUAAUUCCAACAAAACAUCUCUUGAUCCAUCUUUACAAACUAAAGUUUUGCUUUUGUUUAAGUGAACUUCUGACUGGUCAUCAGCCUCCUCUUGAUAAUGAUUCCUUGGCUUCAGCAUGCAACACACAGAGAGUCACAACUAGGUGUCCUUUUCAUGUAAGACGUUGCAAGAAAAGUUAAUAACCAACGGCCUUUGAGGGAAAACACUUUGUGUAAAGCAAACAAAUCCACGUCGGUGUAUAAAACAUCCUCCUUUCUUGUCUUUAUGUGUGAUGACGAGGCUCUUUAUCCGGCCGUGGCGUUUCUGUGUCACUAUUUCUGUGGUUUCAUGUUUGUGUAAAUAUUCUGCUUAACACAGAAACACUUGGUCAAAUCUGAUCCUUAAGAAAAAAAAAACCAAUACCCAAUCAAGGAAGCUGUGUACAGUCUGUGUGUAAAAACACUGAUUCCUGAAGUGUGUGUGUGUGUGUGGGGGAUGUUUCCUUGUAGGGGUUAUAGAAAUGUUUGACUUAAUUUCUGUGUUUUAUAUUUUUAUAAUAAAGAUUUAAUGAAAAACUG